GAAGAACAGCACCUCGCCCCGUGAGCCGCAGGAUCCGCCCGGGGGUCACUCGUCCCCAGCGGUGUCCCCAGGGCCGCCCGGACGGUCCCGCGGCUCGUGGCAGGUGCGCGUGUGCCCGCCCCCUCCGGCGCUCCCGCCUACGCCCCUCCCCCCACCCCAGGACCCAGCCCGGAGCCCGGCGCCCCGCAGCGGCCGGGGGAAGUGCGGCCCGGGGGGCGGAGCCAGGGCCGUGCGGGUGGAGUCGUGAGCCGCGGCGGCGGAGGCCCGGGCCGGCUCCCUGUGCUACCAUGGCGUUCGGGAAGAGUCACCGGGACCCAUACGCGACCUCCGUGGGCCAGCUCAUAGAAAAGGCUACAUUUGCUGGAGUUCAGACUGAAGAUUGGGGCCAGUUCAUGCACAUCUGUGACAUAAUUAACACUGCCCAUGAUGGGCCAAAAGAUGCAGUAAAAGCUUUGAAAAAAAGGAUUUCCAAAAACUACAAUCAUAAAGAAAUCCAACUUACCUUGUCACUUAUUGACAUGUGUAUGCAGAACUGUGGUCCGAGUUUCCAGUCUCUGAUUGUGAAGAAGGAAUUUGUUAAAGAUAGUCUAGUUAAGCUGCUGAGUCCCAGAUACACCUUGCCAAUAGGCAUUCAGAAUAGAAUUUUGAAUUCCAUUAAGACAUGGUCGCAGGGUUUCCCAGGAGCUGUGGAUGUAAGUGAAGUGAAAGAAGUGUAUCUGGACCUCCUUAAGAAAGGUGUUCAGUUUCCUCCAAUAGAUGCAGCGGCUGAAACAGCCAGACAAGAGACUGCUCAGAUCUCACCGAAUACACCAGUAUCUGUUCCUACUGCACCAGCUCUUUCUUCUGUAGUUCCCAAGAGCUCCACUAUUAUAUUGGUCCCAGAACAGAUUGGAAAACUGCACAGUGAAUUGGAUAUGGUGAAAAUGAAUGUGAGAGUGAUGUCUGCCAUAUUGAUGGAGAAUAUUCCUGGGUCUGAAAACCGUGAAGACAUGGAGCUUCUGCAGAAACUUCAUAAGACAGGUCGGGAGAUGCAGGAGAGGAUCAUGGACCUGCUCGUGGUGGUGGAGAAUGAAGAUGUCACUGUUGAGCUAAUUCAGGUGAACGAGGAUUUGAAUAACGCCAUCCUUGGAUAUGAGAGGUUCAUUCGAAACCAACAAAGGAUUUUGGAGCAAAAUAAGAACCAGAGGGAAGAUGCCAAUACUUCCACUGAACCUUCUGCCCCGUCCUCUGAUCUCCUUGACCUGAGUCCCAGCCCUCUGAUGCAUAGGGCCAGUUUGGGAGAACUCAACACCCUGAAUGCUCAGCUUUCAGACUUAAAUUUCAGCUCUCCAAGUCCUGUUGUAACAAACAACUUGAAACCCAGUCUUCAUCCACAGGUGGAUUUGCUAGCCUCAGAAAACACAGAAACACCCCUGUUUGUCCAAAGGACCAGCCAAAACCUCGCCUCAAGUCCUACAUAUGAGAGUUUUCCGGAAUAUUCAAAUUCAGUAUUACUACAGCCAGUUACUCUAAAGACCACUCCAGCAACACCAUCAAACCAGAGACUGCCAUCCCUGCCCAGCAAUCAUCCAGCGAUGACAAAGAAUGAUUUCCAGCCACCCAAUUACCACGAGGUAAUGGAGUUUGAUCCCUUAGCUCCUGCUGUCACCACAGAAGCUAUUUAUGAAGACAUUGAUGUUCACCACCAUAAAGGAGCUCAAAGUCACACUGACUGUUGAGGUGGAAGUGGAUGACCAGCUCACUAGCAGCAUUAUGGGUGCCGAUUCUCCUAAAGGUAUACCCUGUCCAGCUUUGAGACCCAGAAGUU
Balaenoptera acutorostrata (minke whale) is the source of this 1807-nucleotide messenger RNA. It is a transcript of the gene TOM1L1, whose product is annotated as target of myb1 like 1 membrane trafficking protein. Bases 288 to 1718 code for a protein of 476 amino acids. Gene Ontology annotation, biological process: signal transduction. NCBI's taxonomy places the organism in Eukaryota, Metazoa, Chordata, Mammalia, Artiodactyla, Balaenopteridae. Gene Ontology annotation, cellular component: membrane; endosome. The transcript has 16 exons. Gene Ontology annotation, molecular function: ubiquitin binding; clathrin binding; phosphatidylinositol binding. The record is from RefSeq and is a predicted model, not a curated record.